AUGGGGAUCUGUACUAAAUGGGUAGAAGCGGUGGCUCUCUCGAUGGCAAUAGGACAGGUCGUAGCUAACUUCAUCAAGGAGAACAUCAUUUACCGCUUUGGCAUACCUCGAGUGAUACUAUCAGACAAUAGAACUCUUUUCGUCAAUGGCAGGGUUCGAGCGCUCUUUCAACAAUACCAUGUCACCCAUUAUAGGUCAACACCCUGCUACCCCAAAGGCAACAGGCAAGCGGAGGCCACAAACAAGACUCUACUCAGAAUUUUACGCAGAACCCUAAAGGAACAACAUGGCAAGUGGGCAGAGCAACUGCCUCUCGCGUUUUGGGCCUAUCGAACCAUUGUGAGGGGGGCCACAAGCGCCAUGCCUUUCUCCCUGGUUUACAACACAGAAAUGGUUGUCUCUAUCGAGAUAGCGGUACCGUCAGGAGGCUUAGUUAAACGGAGCCAACCUCAUUAUGAUCUCAGGCUCGGUGAGCUCGAAGGACUACAAGAACAAAGGGAGCAUGCCAAAGGCAAGCUGAAGAUCCACCAGCAUAGGGUUGCUCGGGCUUAUAACGUUACUGCCUGA
Molecule: messenger RNA, 567 nt
Organism: Cornus florida
Lineage: Eukaryota; Viridiplantae; Streptophyta; Magnoliopsida; Cornales; Cornaceae
Exons: 1
Coding region: 1-567 (188 amino acids)
Biological process (GO): DNA integration
Molecular function (GO): nucleic acid binding
Source: RefSeq, a predicted model, not a curated record